GCGCCUGCUCAGUCCGGCGCGGGAGCGGCGUGUUCUAAGGUUGCUACCGAGUUGCUCUACACCUGGCUGCCAAUGGGAAAGCUGAUUCUGUGAAGCCUGAGGUGUCGGACUCUGGAUGGAACCCGUACUCUCAGCCACAAUGCAGUGUCACUUCAGUUAGGAACAUUGUGGCCCCGGAGGUUGUUUAGCCCACAACCUGACAGAACCAUCGGCUGACUUCUCUUCUUCUUGGCCAGUCUAUCAGCAGAGGCAGUACUCAUGGCUGGUCCUCUGUGGAGGGCUGCAGCCUUUAUACAGAGACACAGAACAAGCCUAUUGGUGGGUUCCUGUGCAGGCCUGUUUGGGGUUCAAAUCUCAUUUCACCUCUUCCCAGAUCCCAUAGUCCAGUGGCUCUACCAGUACUGGCCUCAGGGCCAACCAGCUCCUCUUUCCCCUCAUCUGUGGAGCCUCUUCCAAGAGGUGCUAAAGGACAUAGGUGUCCCUUCGGGUCACUGCUACAAGCCUUUUACCGCCUUCACUUUUCAGCCUGUGAGUGCUGGAUUCCCACGGUUGCCUGCUGGGGCUGUGGUGGGAAUCCCUGCCAUCUUCCUGGGUGGCCCUGUGACCAACAUUGAACACUCUGUGAUCAUACAUGGGCAAAGAGUGGAUUGGCAAAGCCCAGCAGGCACCAGGCUGAGAGAUGCCCUGACCAUGUCUCAUAAUGCCCAGAAGUUUGCCUUGGCCAAGGAGGUGGUAUACCUGGAGAGUGGUGUGGCUGCCCUACAGACCCUGCCAGCCCCAGCUUGCCUAGCAGGAACAUGGGCAAUAAGUGUGGGUGCCAAGCAUGCCCUGGGGCUCUACGGAGGCCCCAUGAGCUUGCGAACUGCCUUUAACUUGGUGGCAAUAGUGGUAGGCUAUGUAGCCUAUACCUUUUCCAAAGACUCUCUCACUCUUGCCCUGGAAGGCUGGCUGGACCGCCGCACGGCCUCUCUGUCUGCAGCCUAUGUCCAGGGUGGAGUGGAAUUCUAUGAGAAGAUUCUGUCAGGAAACUUAGCCCUACGCAGUCUUUUGGGCAGACAAGGAGAAAAGCUGUAUACACCAAGUGGAAACAUUGUCCCCAGACACUGGUUUCGCAUCAACCAUUUGCCCUACACCACCCGCCGGGACUCUCUACAACAGAUGUGGAGGGCAACAGUCAGCCCAGGCCGCUUCUGAGAAUCCAGGCAACAGGGCAGUCCUGGCUUGCAUAGGCACUGCCUCGUGAUGAACUUGAGAUGAAUCUCUUAGUGUGGUUGCACCCACAGCCCAGGGUCAGAAGAGUGACCGUCUUUGGAGUUAAACAAUUCAACUCUGUCCUCGCCAUGAAUAGACUCUGGCUGAGCGUGAGUCCCUAUAUGAAUCUUGAGUCUUGUUUACCUCAACUAUGAAGUGGGGAGGACUGAUUGUAGGGUUGUAUGAGAUUGUGAGCCUGAGGGCCUGGUAGAACGCAGCAUAAAUAAACAGGGCUUUCUUCCCUAGUGGUCUCUGAAUUCCAGUGGACUGUGGAAGUCAAACCAUGAGUCACCACCAGACAUGUUUCUGAUAUAUCCACCCUUUCUUUCUUGCAGUGGAGAACUGCCCUAAUCUACCAGAUAGCAUAUAGCUAAUUUAUCCCUUGCCUUGAUCCUUGGACAAGAGACCCUAGCAGGACAAGGUGAGGAGACUUGUGAUCACAGAGCUAGACCUAACUUGGCCAUUCACAUCAUCUUCUCCUUGGAAAUUCUCUCUUCCCUGGGCAGUCUUGAAGGAUACCAGCCUGGGUCCAGUGUAACUCAGAGGAAAGGCCACACACCAUAGGAAGGGUACUCUGGUGGCUGUGGUAGGCUGAAGAAUGGCAGGGUGGGAUAACCAGUGGCUUCUACUCAGACUUUGUAUGUGGUUUAGAGUUGAGUGCACUGCCAGCCACGGGUCCUUUCCCCUGGUCAUGGCAGGCUGAGCUCUUGAGGACAAGGGACUCUAGAGCAGAAUACAAUAUGGGACUGAUACGUGGAUGGUGUUCUAGCUUUCUCUUCUGUAGAUGUGAUAAAAAAAUACUCUGACCAGAAGCAACUCUAGUAGGAGAGGUUUACACUUCUAGAUCAUAUCCUCCAAUCCAUCUUGGAGGGAAGUCAGAACAGGAACUCAAGUCAGCCCUGGUGUCAGGGACGAUGAAAGAAUGCUGCCUUCUGGUAACUCUUAACUCCCAGUCUCUGCUCAGCUAGCUUUUUAUACAACCCAAUACUACCUGCCUAUGGAUGCUACUAUCCAUCCAUUAAUAGUGAAGAUAAUCCCCCACAGACACACAGAGACCAGUCUUCAGUUGAGGCUUUCCCUUCUCAGGACUGUAGGCUUUGUCAAGUUGACAAAUCUAACCAGGACAGAUGGAUAAAGUAGUUACUAGAUGGAUGGCUCUCCAUCCAGGCUGACAACACUCUACAUCCCUCAGUCACUGCUGUUGCUGUAUGCUGCUAGCUAAGGGCCAAAAGUCCACAUCAACACCCACAUGGAAAAGUAUGGACACCGUGGCUCCAUCUUCUUGGCCCUUAACACUCUAACACUACACUAUCUACUCUUAAUCUUGCGAGGAACCAAGAUGGUGGCAGCAGGCCCCUCAAUUUAUUUGCUCAAGUGCUAGGGUUUAAAUAUGGAAGCUGUGUCCCCAUUGUGGCAGUGUUGAAAGUAGGGAAGCCUUUGAGAGGUGGGGCCCAGUGGGAGGUGAUGAGGCCCUUUGGGGUAUCAUCUUCAGGAAGGAUUUGUGUUGGCCUUGCACAGUGAGCUCUGGCAGGCACAAGUAACUAAAGCUUUGGUUUACUUUAGUUUUUGAGAUGAGGUCUCCCUGUGUUGCCCUUGCCAGCUCAGCCUUCUGAGUAGCUGUUGCUGCAGAUGAACCACCAUACCAAGCACAGUUGUUAGAAUAAGAGCAAGACCAGUGCAGAGUCCACACUGUGGUAUACAUCUGGAAUUGCAGCAUUUUGGGCAGGAGGAUUAUUAGUUUGAGGCCAGCCUAUGCUACACAGUGAAACCCUGUCUUAGAAUAAUAAACAUGCCAUGGUGCCUCACACAUGUGAACCCCAACACUUGGUAGGUUGAAGUGGUUAGAGGUUAACAUGGGUUACGUAGUGGUGAAUUCUAGGCAAGACUGACCUAGGCCAAAACCCUAUCCAAAGAGCAAGUCCUUCCCCCAUGGCUUCCCGAUAUUGUACCCUCUUCCAUGACACCUUCUUCAAGGUGUCACCAGAGAUGAGCAUGAAGAAGAAGGUGAUAUUUUCCUGAACCUCCAGAAUUAUGAGCUAAAUAAACCUCUUAAAAAAAAAAAAAA
Mus musculus (house mouse) is the source of this 3316-nucleotide messenger RNA. It is a transcript of the gene Tmem177, whose product is annotated as transmembrane protein 177. Gene Ontology annotation, cellular component: mitochondrial inner membrane. Bases 259 to 1194 code for a protein of 311 amino acids. NCBI's taxonomy places the organism in Eukaryota, Metazoa, Chordata, Mammalia, Rodentia, Muridae. The record is from RefSeq and is marked validated. The transcript is spliced from 2 exons.